Molecule: messenger RNA, 4502 nt
Organism: Anoplopoma fimbria (sablefish)
Lineage: Eukaryota; Metazoa; Chordata; Actinopteri; Perciformes; Anoplopomatidae
Exons: 9
Coding region: 119-3679 (1186 amino acids)
Molecular function (GO): GTP binding
Source: RefSeq, a predicted model, not a curated record
CUGGUGGAGCAGCAGAAGUUCCAGCUGGACAGUUGGUGAAACAGAGCUGUUUGACUUCAGCAGACAGAAACACAGACACAAGUGAAUUUGUCUCUGAUGUUUCCAGCAGAGUGACAUCAUGGCGACAGCAGCACCAGGUGAUGAUGAGUUGAAGGACAGAAGCAGUCCAGACCUUGGUCGACCUAACUUGUCAGAUGAUCUGCAGCCUCUGAAGAGGAGCAGCAGCUUAGAUUGGCUGCCACCUAGCAUGUCUGAGCUGAGGGUUGUUCUGCUGGGGAACAGCUGGUCUGAGAGGAGUUCAGUGGGGAACUUCAUACUGGGAGAGACUGAGUUCAGCACUGAGGAAGAACCAGAUCACUGUCUGAGAGUCAGUGGACAGUUUCAGGAGACAAAGAUAAUUCUGAUCAACACUCCAGAUCUGCUGCACCCCAAAAUCUCCCUAGAAGAACUGACAAAACUUGUAAAAGACUGUGUGGGACUCUCUGAUCCUGGACCUCAUGUGUUCCUGCUGGUUCUACAGCCUGAAGACUUCACUGAGGAACUCAAAGUGAAGCUCUGCAGAGUCCUGAAACUCUUCAGUGAUCAAUCAUUUGAUCAUUCAUUGAUACUGAUAUCAACAUCCAGAGAGGAGAGUUCAGCUUUCAUGGAGAAAGACCAGCCCUUAAAAGACAUGAUCAGAAUGAGUAGAUACAGAUAUCUGUGGCAGAAGAACCUUGAACAUCCAGAACUUUUAACACGUUUGUGUCAAACUGUAAAAGAGAACAAUGGAGAACACGUUAGCUACGAUGUUUUUGAGGACACAGUAUCUACUUUACCAGGUGAUCAUCAAAGUCCAAAACAGAAGAAAAAACAGACUCCGAUCACAGAUGCUGUUAAAUCUGCUGGGCUGCAUGUUAUUCCAAUCAGUCCACAACCUUCACUCUCAGAGAAAACCCUUCAGACUCACAACGUGAACGUUCCCAGUAAAAUGACCCCGUUCCACCAGUCAUCUGAACUCAGGAUUGUGAUGUUUGGAAAAAGCGAAAACAAAAAAACAGCACUAUGCAAAUUCAUCAUUGGGAGCAAAAAGGUUAAAUUCUACAAAAUAAACCCAAACAAGCAGUGUGAGGUCGCCCGUGGUCAGUGGAGAGAACAUCCUCUAACAGUGGUGAAAACUCCAGACAUCUUCAAACUGUCUGAGGAAUCAAUCAGAGAAGAGAUGAAGAGCUGUGUGACUCUUUGUUCACCUGGACCAAAUGUUCUGCUGCUGUUAGUGAAGCCUUCUGAUCUCACUGAGGAGAACACACAGACACUGAAGUUCACCCUGAGUUUGUUUGGUCGAGAUGCUUUUAAACACUCAAUGGUCAUCAUGACACAUGAGAGGGAGGAAAUGAGUGUCUCUGUUAAUGAACUCCUAAAGGACUGUGGAGGAAGAAACUACAGCAUGUCUGCAGAUGACCAUCCAUCACUAAUGGAGAAGAUUGAGAACAUUGUGCGUGAAAACAAAGGAACCUUCCUCACCUUCACUGAAGAGAUGAAACCAUCCUUAAACCUGGUUCUGUGUGGGAGGACAGGAUCAGGGAAGACCUCAGCAGCCAAGGCCAUUUUAGGUCAGACAGAGCUUCAUUCAGUCUCCAACUCCUCAGAGUGUGUUAAACAUCAGGGAGAGGUGUGUGGACGUUGGGUUUCUCUGGUGGAGCUGCCUGCCUUGUAUGGAAAACCUCAGGAGGCAGUGAUGGAGGAAUCUCUCAGGUGUAUCUCCCUCUGUGAUCCUGAGGGCGUCCAUGUCUUCAUCCUGGUCCUACCUGUGGGUCCCCUCACUGAUGAAGACAAGGGAGAGUUACAGACCAUCCAGAACACAUUCAGCUCUGCAGUCAAUGACUUCACCUUCAUUCUGUUCACUGUGGAGUCAGAUCCUAAAGCUCCAGCUGUUGUUGACUUUGUCAAAGAAAACAAGGAGAUCCAGGAUCUCUGUCAGAGCUGUGGAGGAAGAUAUGUUGUUCUCAACAUCAAGGACCAGCAGCAGAUCCCAGAGCUGUUGGAUUCUGUGGAAAAGAAGAUAGUUGAAGGAUCCAGAUGCUUCACAAUGAAGAUGUUCAUCAAGGCUCACGUGGAUAAAGUUUCAAGACUUGAAGCUAGACUGGAGGAUGUGAAACAGAAGACAGAGGUGGGAGGUGAUCUCAGGAUGGUGUUGAUCGGGCGAACUGGCAAUGGGAAGAGUGCAACAGCAAACACCAUUUUGGGUAAAGAACAUUUUAAAUCUAAAGCCAGCGCAGAUUCAGUGACCAAGUUUUGUGAGAAAGCAACAGGAGAGGUUGAUGGACGGCCUGUCGUCAUAGUCGACACCCCCGGCUUGUUUGAUACGACUCUGUCUGAUGAUGACAUUCAACAGGAGCUUGUGAAAUGCAUCAGCAUGUUGUCUCCUGGACCUCAUGUUUUCUUACUGGUGCUGAAGGUCGGCCGCUUUACAAAAGAAGAAAAAGAGUCUGUGGAGCUGAUCAAGAGAUAUUUUGGUAAGAAGUCUGGAGAUUUCAUCAUCAUUAUAUUCACCAGAGGAGAUGAACUGGAAGAUCAAACAAUUGAGAGUUACAUAGAAGGCUCUAAUGACUUCUUGAAAAAACUAGUAAAUGACUGUGGAGGAAGAUACCAGGUCUUCAACAACAAAAAUCAAACAGACCGCACACAAGUCAGAGAUUUGAUGAAGAAGACAAACAAAAUGUUGAAGGAAAAUGGUGGCAGCUGCUACACCUCAGAGAUGUUCCAAGAGGCCGAAGCAGCAAUACAGAAGGAAGUGGAGAGAAUCCUGAAGGAGAAAGAAGAAGAAAUGCAGAGACAGAAGGAGGAGCUUCAAAGAAAACAUGAAGAAGAACUGGAAGCAGUGAACAAAAGAAUGAAACAACAGAAAGAAGAAAUAGAACAAGAGAGAACCAAACAACUUAAAGAAUUGGAAGAAAACAUCAACAAGGAGCGAGAGGAGAGAAGGAAAGAAAAGGAGAUGAGAGAAAAGGAGGACAGGAAGAGGAAGAGGCAGGAGGAAAAUCAACAACAGGAGUGGGAACAAAAACUUGGAGCUCUGGAGAAAAAAAUAAAGUCAGAAUCAAAAGAGAAGGAAACCAUUGACAAAGAGUUGGAGCAGAGUAGAGAGGAGAUGAGAGAGCAACGAGAAGACUGGGAGAAGGAAAGAAAAGAAUGGUGGAAGAAACGAAAUGAAGAAAACGAACAGAAACGACAAGAAGAGAGAACUAAACUCAAAAAGCUCCAAGAAGAAUACGAAGAAGAAAGAAACAAACAUGAAAUCAAAAGAAAAGGAGAAGAUCGAACCAGAAGAGAACAGGAGGAGAAGGAGAGGAAAGAAUUGGAGGAAAACUACAAGAAGAAACUGGAGGAAAUGAAGAAGAAAUAUGAAGAGGAGGCCAGAAAACAAGCUGAAGAGUUCAAUGAGUUCAGACAGAAAUACACCAAGGACUUUACAGCGUUGGUAGAGAAGCACAUGGAGGAAAUACAGGAGAUGAAGAAAAGACAUCACAGACAAGUGGAGGAGUCAGAAGGGAGGAAAGAAAAAGAGUACCAGCUGUUACAAAACCUCUCGAGUCACAAAGAAAAAGAUCUAAAAGAACAAAUGGAGGACAUAAAGAAAAAACAUGAAGAAGAAAUAAAGGAACUAAAAGAGAAAUACAAAGACAAGUGUAGCAUCCUGUGAUCUACCCAUCGAUUCCUAAUCAGUGUGAUGUUGUCAGAUGGAACAUCAGUUGAACAUUGAAAAAACAAGCAGUGGGACACGUUAACGUGCACUUUAAUGCACUAAAAGGCACGUGGCCGGCCAGCUUAACAAUGAACGGAGAAACUGUGAUAACAACACACACAGAGGGAGACUUACUCCACAUUAGAAAUGGGAAUGUUUUAGUUUUAUCAGUUUGUUCUGUACAGCGUCAUCAGGUGUGAAAUAACUCCAUGAUUCUGGAUCCUUCCUGUAAUAUAAACGUGAUCACGUUUUGUUUAGAUAAGUAACAGGAGUUUGAUGAUAAAUCAAUGCUCUGAAUGUUGAUUUAUUUUGUAUCUCCAAUUGUCAUGUGUAUUUUUUCUUUUGGUUUAGUUUUGUUCUCAGGAACAUCAGGAACACAAUCAUACACUACACAUCAUUUUCCAUUUUCAAACACAACAUAUCACACUCAUAACUAAAGCAUAUAAUAUUAAGACACAAAUGCAGGAGGGUACAGAAAAAAGAAAGGAAAAAGGAGGCUAUCAGAGAGUGUUCAAUUUAUCAAAGUAUUGUAUGAUCGGAUCUUAAAUGGAUUUGAAUUUCUCAGAAUGUCCCCUUAAGGAAAAUUAGAUUUUAUCCAAUUUUAGAAAAACACACUCGAUCCCUUAAACACACUUCGGACUGUUGGGAUUCUCUUUCUACAAACGGGUUGAAAAGCUGUUGUGUUUUGUGUUUAUUCUAUAGAAUGUGUUUCUGUCUCAUGGAAAGCACUUUGAAUCGACUUGUUGUCUAAAGGUGAAAUAAAAAUAAACUUUCAUUUUGA